This is a messenger RNA of Arvicola amphibius (Eurasian water vole), 1424 nucleotides long. It is a transcript of the gene Dpm1, whose product is annotated as dolichyl-phosphate mannosyltransferase subunit 1, catalytic. The transcript has 9 exons. The record is from RefSeq and is a predicted model, not a curated record. Gene Ontology annotation, molecular function: dolichyl-phosphate beta-D-mannosyltransferase activity. The coding region runs from base 201 to 983 and encodes 260 amino acids. Gene Ontology annotation, cellular component: endoplasmic reticulum membrane. Lineage: Eukaryota; Metazoa; Chordata; Mammalia; Rodentia; Cricetidae. Gene Ontology annotation, biological process: GPI anchor biosynthetic process; protein O-linked glycosylation via mannose.
CCUAGAGCCUGAGGAAAUAAAACGAAUAGGUGUUUCCGGAAGAGCCCUUCGGAGGCGACUUGAAAUAGUCGAAGAAUCGGAGUCUUUCCAGGGACCCACACUGAGGCCUAGGCGAGCCAAGACUCCCUCCGGCCCCGGAAUUUGGUACGCUCCACGCCGGGUGACGCACUUCCGCUUCCGGUGCUUCGCGCAGACCCGUCAUGGCCUCCAUGGGGGCGAGUCGCCGCGGUGCUGCGUCUCAGCGGCCGCCGCAGGCCCGCUCCUCGCGACAGGACAAGUAUUCGGUCCUUCUGCCCACCUACAACGAGCGCGAGAACCUGCCGCUCAUCGUGUGGCUGCUGGUGAAGAGCUUCUCCGAGAGUGCAAUCAACUAUGAAAUUAUAAUCAUAGAUGAUGGAAGCCCAGAUGGGACAAGAGAAGUUGCUGAACAGCUGGAAAAGAUCUAUGGGCCAGACAGAAUUCUCCUAAGACCACGGGAGAAGAAGCUGGGCCUCGGAACUGCCUAUAUUCAUGGAAUAAAGCAUGCCACAGGAAACUAUGUCAUCAUUAUGGAUGCUGACCUCUCACACCAUCCCAAAUUUAUUCCUGAAUUUAUCAGGAAACAAAAGGAGGGUAAUUUUGAUAUUGUCUCUGGAACGCGCUACAAAGGAAAUGGGGGUGUUUACGGCUGGGAUUUGAAAAGAAAGCUAAUCAGCCGUGGGGCCAAUUUUAUAACUCAGGUUUUGCUGAGACCAGGAGCGUCAGACUUAACAGGAAGCUUCAGAUUAUACCGAAAAGAAGUUCUACAGAAAUUAAUAGAAAAAUGUGUCUCCAAAGGAUAUGUCUUUCAGAUGGAGAUGAUCGUUCGAGCAAGACAGUUGAAUUACACCAUCGGUGAGGUUCCAAUAUCAUUUGUGGAUCGAGUUUACGGUGAAUCCAAGUUGGGAGGAAAUGAAAUAGUCUCUUUCCUGAAAGGAUUAUUGACUCUCUUUGCUACGACAUAAAAGAAACUAUUCACUUAUAAGUUCUGUGUUCAUUUCAAUUAAACGAAAGAGAAGCCCAAGUCACUGAUUUUUAUCAAUGUUCUUUUAACACAUGAGCCAAAGGUAAGGUGCAUUUCCUACGGAUCAUUUCUCUGGAGAAACUCCAUUUUAUAUUUCAAGUUAAAAUUUAAAGCUAUUGGUUUAAUGAGCAGUGUUCUCAAUUUUCAUGUACAUUGUGCUGUAUUAAGACCUAUAAAUAAAUGUAUAUAGGUUUUGUGUAAAAAAAUGUUGCUGCUUUCAUCAGAUAUGAUGGUGUGGAGUUUCUAUGAAAAAGAAUAUGAAAUACUCUGUAAAACAAGGUUGAUGUUCUUUCUACCUAGAUACUAGAAAGGAAGGUUAUUACAUUUAUAGGCAGUUUAUGUAUGAACUGAAAAAAAAUAAAAUAAAAUCUCUGACCUUAAA